Meloidogyne enterolobii is the source of this 480-nucleotide messenger RNA. The record is from the annotation of a GenBank genome assembly. Lineage: Eukaryota; Metazoa; Nematoda; Chromadorea; Rhabditida; Meloidogynidae.
AUGAUUGAUUACAACUAUGUUUUUAAAUAUGUCGAAGACUACGAAAUAUUUAAUUCAGAAUAUUUAUGUUAUGAAGAAGAAAAAUAUUUUGAAAAAUAUUGCGAUUUGGAUAAGAUGAGCAAACCGAUUAAUGCCACAUUUGAUGAAUACGACUUGUUUAAAAUUGUUAUUUUUGUUGAUGAAAUCGUCGACAAUAACGGAGCAACAAUUAUAAAUAUUGGAAAGAACACUGAAUUUUUACUUCUUAAUGGAGGCGAGGCCAUGAGUGGAAGUUCUAAAAAUGUUGAAAAAAUUGCAAAAGUUUUAAAUGCUCAAAUUGACAAGGAAACCAAUAAGUAUUACUUAAAUGGAAAUUGUAAAAACAUUAGAUCAGAAGGAACACCAACAAUUGGUGUAAAAUUUAAAGAUUCCAAUACAACGAUUAAUGUUUCUGGAAGAGAUAUGGCAGACUUUAGUGUAAGCAUAUACCUAUAUUUGUAG